Anastrepha ludens (Mexican fruit fly) is the source of this 610-nucleotide messenger RNA. RefSeq lists its product as uncharacterized. The record is from RefSeq and is a predicted model, not a curated record. Lineage: Eukaryota; Metazoa; Arthropoda; Insecta; Diptera; Tephritidae. The transcript has a single exon. The coding region runs from base 1 to 504 and encodes 167 amino acids.
AUGGGCGCCGGAAAUUCCACACCACAAACGGCGCACAUCAUCAAUCCGGUGCGCGCUGCGAGCUCCAUUCAUAUUACGCCAAGCGUUCUGAGUCGGCUGGAGAGCAGCACAAAAGAGAUAUCCGAAACGGCAAUACCGUCACCAACUAAAGAUGAGCAAAUUCAUUGUGCGCGCUGCUGCACUUGUGGCUUCUUCAAGGGCAAAGACAAAGAGGCCGGCUUGUUGGCAAUGCGAUUGAAUGAACUGCAAGAGAGGCAAUAUGUGAACACUUUGGAGAAAUUAGAAGCGCAGUUGGGCAAGCCAGUACGUUUUGCUGAUGUCAACGGUGAAAAUCUGAAGCAAUUGAAGCAGAAACUGACGAAAUGUUACGGCGAUAAUCCACGUGAGCCCCUACGCUGUGCGGAGACAGCAAAGGAGUAUCAGAAUUUUGUGUUCAAACAACAAUUCAAUGCGAUUCUGAGUGCGAAGAAUAUCAAAAAUAUAACAGCACCGAAAGCGAUGUGAAUUUUCGUAUAUUGAUUAGUUUUUAUUUUACGAUUUUAACUGUUUUCAAUUAAAAUAAAAGUAAUUUUAUGUGGAAACUUCAAAUUUUUGUGUUGCUUACUUUCGA